Messenger RNA from Fusarium subglutinans, 4125 nucleotides. Its product is annotated as mediator of RNA polymerase II transcription subunit 5. The transcript has 8 exons. Gene Ontology annotation, cellular component: mediator complex. Gene Ontology annotation, molecular function: transcription coregulator activity. The coding region runs from base 1 to 4125 and encodes 1374 amino acids. Gene Ontology annotation, biological process: regulation of transcription by RNA polymerase II. The record is from RefSeq and is a predicted model, not a curated record. Lineage: Eukaryota; Fungi; Ascomycota; Sordariomycetes; Hypocreales; Nectriaceae.
AUGUCGUUCUUAUUGAAUAUGAUCUAUGGCAAAUUCACCACAAUACCACCGCAAGAGCAAGAUUGCACAGGCAAAGUAAUCAUCAUCACUGGCGGAAACGGCGGUAUUGCUCUCGAGGCAGCGCGACACUUUACCCAAUUCAACGCUGCCAGAGUAAUCCUCGCAUGUCGCAGUCUUGGAAAGGGUGAACACGCAAAGAAAGAUAUUGAAGAGACAACAGGAAAACAAAAUGUCGUCGAGGUCUGGCAUCUAGAUCUUGCAUCGCAUGACAGUGUUCGCGAGUUUGCAGAUCGGGUCAAUAAGUUAGAUCGAGUAGAUGUCUUGAUCAACAAUGCAGGUCUUCUUGUCUUUAGGCGUGAGGUUAUCGAGGGUCAUGAGUCCAUGCUGAGCAUCAAUGUCAUCUCGACGGCCCUACUUACGCUUCUUGUUCUCCCUGCUUUAAGACAGACGUCAACCAGGUUCAACAUUAUCCCACAUAUUGUGAUUGUGUCUUCUGACGCUGCAUUUGAGGGUGGCCUUCCUGUAAAAGAGCCAAACAUCAUCCAAGCUCUUGAUGAGCAACCAAGUGUCCUUGAACACUACAGCAAAACAAAGCUCGUUCAACUCAUAUUCAUGACCCAGCUCGCCAAAGCUAUUGAAGCAUCUGGAAAAGGCUAUAUCAUUGUCAACGGCGUGCAUCCCGGCUUCUGUAGCACACCACUCUUCGAUAACACUCCCUGGCCAUUCAAUCUUAUAUUCAAAGGCCUCCUUGCACUUUUUGGACGAACUCCAGAGGUGGGAUCCCGUGCUUUACUGGCUGGAGCGUUUGUAGACGAAAGUUUGAACGGAAAAUUUAUGUCUAAUGGCGCUUUUCAUGAACUGCCCAAGAUUAUGCAGGGAGAUGAAGGAGAGAAGAUGUGUAGAAGGGUCUGGGAGGAGUUGGGUGGGAUUUUGGAGGAGAUUGAACCUGAAACGGGCGCACUUUCUGAAGGAUCACCUUAUGGACGCGAUCCAAAGCUCCUUUGUUCAUCGAUCCAUCUCGCGACCAACCGUUUAACCAUCGAUUCGAAUAUCCAUUCCAUUCCCUUCGCCAUGGACUCUCGCGCAGCAGCCGCAGAAGCGAUGCGCUCGGCCAUAGAAUAUUGGUCUCAAUUUGUCGCACGCUCUAUUUCUCAACGUCUCGAUACGGAGAAGUUUGAGAAUUAUGUUCGACUCGUCCAUGAUCAACACCCUCUCCCUCCCGCCCUCGUCGCCGAUUUCUUCCUUCGCCCCCAACCAUCAAAUGAUAAUAGUCUCGACCCUCGAAUCCCUCCAUAUUUACAAGUGCUCACAAGACUCGGCUACGUCGAUGCGCCAUCAAUACUAAAAGCGUUGUACAAAUACUCGUCCUUACAUGCGUAUGCACAACAACCGAACGCCAAUGAGGGCAAGGAAAACGAAAAGGAGAAUGAAAAAGGCGAUGAUAAAGAGAAGGAUGAAAAGAAACAGAAGAUUACUCGUUGGAAGAGCUCUUACUGGGCUGAAGAGGUGCUUUUCUACGGGAUUACCAAAUCCGUAGUAGAAGGCAAAGCCAUACGAGAUUCAAAAACGGCAUUGGAUAUGACAAGGAUCAUUUCCAAAUUGAUGGUCCUUUUCACGACUGCAUUUGCGGCCGAUAUGAUUGAGCAAUUGCACACAGCCCAGGUACGGGAUGAAAUGGAGUCGUCGAGAGCAGCUCUGGUCGCACUCCUACUACGGAUGUGCGAGAAUGACAUCCUCGUCGGAGCUGUGAGCAAACCAAUUGCCAAAGACGUUCGGAAAGAAAUGUCUGCUAGCUUGGCAAGCUUUGUGCCAACGUUACAGCUCGUGCCGCAAAUAACAGACAAGCUCGAGCAGUUCCGAACGGACAUCCUUGCCAGCUCUGAUCCCGCCGAUAAGAAGAAGCAAGCUACUAAUGCUGCUAUGGACGAGCUUCUUGAUUCAGCUGUUGGCCUGGACAAUUUUGUUGUGGCAGAUAUUCCAGUCAGCAACACUCGGGCAGGACUGUAUAUCUAUCUAAACGCUGCGCUUAUUGCACGCCCUCUUUUGGAUGACCAUGCUUUGUUUUCGUACAUGAGCAAUAAGUAUCAAGGGGACAUCCAAUCAAGUGCUAUCGACCUAAUUCUCGCAUCUUUUGAUAUCUUGGCCAACGCGGUUUUCCGCAAUGAGGGACAGAAAGACGCCCACCUUCUAAGAUCAUUCUUGAUCAACAAAGUCCCUAUACUUCUCUAUCAACUGUUACCCCCUGGCUUCCCUGGCACAUCGGCUGAAUUCUGUAUUACAGAGGCACUAAGUCACGUAGACACAAGCCUGUUUCCUACAGCAUCACUCAUGUUUGACGAGUCUCGAAACAAUAAUCCUUAUACUGAAAGUAUCAGAGAAGAGUUUUGCGCCGCGUGUGUGCUGCAUGGUCUUGUGCAAAGAGAGCACGUGGAGAGGAUUUUGGGAGAAAUAUCGCUUUCCUAUGAACCAUCUUUACAGAAGCAUUCCAAAGAUAAGCUUGUGCAAGACUGUUUGUCUGAUACGGAAAAGAUUCAGGGGCUCGUUCGGGAACUCGACAAGAUGGACGGCAAUGUCGGUGCAGUUUGUCAGGCACUUGUUGAGUCACUAGACGUCAUUCUUCUGUUUGAGAAGCUUCCGAACAUCCUUGAACCCCUGUGUCAGCUUCUUGAUAACUGGCGUUACGAAGAUGACCAAGAAGAGUAUCAGCCUGUGUACGAGGAGUUUGGUGCCGUUCUACUGCUUGUUUUGGCUUUCACCUACCGAUAUAACCUAAACGCAGUGGAAAUUGGCAUCGCCAGCCCUGACUCUUGGGUCGCUAAGAUUAUUGGCAGGGGACAUAUUGGAAGGCAAUGCAAUGAGCUCACUCAAAGGGAAAACGACCACCUAAACGGGUGGAUCCAUGGACUUUUCGAUACUGAGGCCGGUGGUCUCGGUGAUGAGUUGAUGUCAUCUUGUCCCCCGCAAGAGUUUUAUCUUGUCGUGGCACCUCUAUUCCAGAGCAUUGUCGUUGCAUACACGCAUGGCUAUCUCAACGACGAAAGCCUCAAAGGAGGCAUAGAAUACCUGGUGGAUACCUUCUUAUUGCCAUCUCUUGUCCCGGCGAUCCGAUUCCUGGCAGACUAUCUCUGGAUCGACCAAAAAGAACAAAAGUCCAUCAUCAAGAUUCUGCAACUCAUCCUCCUCCCAAGCUCCAUCUCGGGAGAAGCAAGCUCAAUGCUGUCAUCCGUCAAAAAUCUCAUUGCAAAGCCUUUGGAGCAUGCAUUACGAACAUACCAACGUCGGGAUCCCAACAAUCAAGAUAUUGAACCUCUUUUGCGUACUCUCAAGGAUAGUAUCCCCUUGUCACGUCGGACAGGAGGAACCGACCUCAAUGAGCUUGAGUCUUGGACUAUUACACCUCCUACUGGUCUCUCUAGUGCCAUAAAACUUACUAUCCAAGGUCUUGUCCACUGGAGCAUUCAUCCCGCUAUGAACAGUAUGCCGACGUCUUAUACCCAUCGUCAAAUCUUGGCUGCUCUGAAGAUAAUGGGCCCCAAACGAGUAUUGCACGUCAUCUUGGAGGAGAUUCGACAACACACAGAGGCUGGAAGUGCCAGUAUUGUCUACGACGUGGCUAUCGCGUUGAUCUGUGCACCUGAUGCUGCGAAAGAUGCCCCUACAGUUGUCGAUGCAAACGGAAAUAUGCUUCCACCGGUCCAGCGUCAGCGGAGUCUUCGUGACCUUCUCAAAGUCGAAGCUGAAGGAUGUAGGAAACUCCAGAAGAAGGACCCAGCACUCGCUGAGAUCGUUGUACGUCUACAUCGUCGUGUCGAAGCACAGAUGAUCAUCCCUCAGCCUCCAGGAAUGCUUCAAACUGCGGAGAUGUCUCUUAACCUCGAUGGUGACACCGCUGCACUUGGAGAUGCCAUGGCUGCUGCAGCUUCAGGUGUUCAGGGUGACAAUAUGUCAGUUGAUAACUUGACUCUUGAUGUCAGUAUGGGUGGUGUACCAUCUGAUCUGGGACUUGGAUCUGCCAACGACGGAGGCAGCUUGGAUCCUUCAGGGGAUGCUGCCAUGUUUGAAGGAUUCGAUACUCAGGAUAUGGAUAACUUUGAUUGGGAUGACAUUAGUAACUCGUUUCAGUAA